AUGCUGUGGUCGAUAACGUCGCCACUUCCGCGAGCGGCACCACGCCUCUUCGUUCCACGCCCCCUUCCAGGCGUCCAAAGGUUCAAGAAGCACCUCCCCGCAGACCUCGCCGGCAUCGACGGGCUGGCUGCCCUGCGGCAGGAGGACCGCGAGGCCGUGGAGCAGCUCCUGCUGGCCUGCCGGGGGGAGGCCGAGGUCCCGGCCGCGCCGGCGGGGCCGGAGCCGGAGGAGACCCCGGCCAAGGGCAGCAAGAAGCGGAAGGCCAAGGAGGGCGGCGCGGACGAGAGCGCCGGCGGCGCGCCGGUGAAGGCCCCCAAGGCCAGCCCGGUCCUGACCGCGGAGCAGUCGGCCGCAGUGGCGGAGGCGAAGGCCAAGCUGGCUGGCAAGAACGCGGCGUGGCUGGGCGCGGCCCUGGCCAAGAACGGCAUGCCGAAGAGCGGGCGCAAGGACGAGCUAGUGGACCGCGUGGCCGAGUGCCUCGCGUUGGGCGUGCCGCCAGAGUGCUCGCAGUGCGGCAAGAGGAAGCUGUCCUGGUCCCGCGCCACGGGGAAGUACUCCUGCCCAGGGUACUUCGACGACGAGACGAAGGCGUUCAAGCGCUGCAAGGGCCCGGCGGACGGGGCCGAGGUGCGGCGCACGCCCUGGGAGGAGCUGUGA
This is a messenger RNA of Prorocentrum cordatum, 657 nucleotides long. Lineage: Eukaryota; Dinophyceae; Prorocentrales; Prorocentraceae. The record is from the annotation of a GenBank genome assembly.